AUGUCUGAUAAAGAGUCGGGAGGCGCGAGUGCAAAGCACCCGGAUCUUACCGAAGACACCAAGCCAGACACGGGGGAAGAUCCGGUACCGGAAGUCGCUCUUCCAAACGACUUCAGUCAGUGUCCGAGAACAGACCUUGUUAUUCUGAUUUCGCGAAUGCUGUCGUUCCUUAUCCGAAUCAAUGAUUCAAUACCUAAGGAUAAUUCUAGCGAACUAACUAGGUUCCAUUCGAGGGUACCGCCACAGAUUUCAGUAUACGACUACUUAAUGCGUUUAACUAGGUACUCUUCAUUGGAGCCUGCCGUCCUGAUUGCGUCCGUGUACUACAUCGAUUUACUUUCCGCUAUGUAUACAGCUUUUUCGCUGAAUUCAUUAACUGUGCACCGCUUCCUCCUCACAGCCACAACAGUUGGCAGCAAAGGCUUAUGCGACUCGUUUUGUACCAACAGCCACUAUGCCAAAGUGGGGGGUGUUCAAUGCAGCGAACUGCAUGUUCUAGAAAGCGAGUUUCUUAAGCGUGUCAACUACCGAAUUCUCCCGCGAGAUGACAAUAUCCUAAACUGCAAAGCCGAACGACGAGAAGGAUUGUUUGUCACCGCAACUUAUGCGAAAGAGAACCGUGGUCCUAACAAUGGCUUCAAUGUACUGGACACCUACUAUCAGAAAAUAAUAGAAAUUGUUGGCAGCUAUGAUUCUUCUCCCGACAAGACAAAAAGGGCCCACUACGUUAUGAAGACGCCGCCCGCACCACGCGAAGCCGAAGCUCCAAAAAAAAAGAGGGCCCACGAGGAGAGCGAAUCUGCAGGGAGCCAGGCCAGUUCUUCUUGCAAGAAACCGGCGUAA
Messenger RNA from Lachancea thermotolerans CBS 6340, 843 nucleotides. RefSeq names its product Pho80p (gene PHO80). The transcript has a single exon. Gene Ontology annotation, biological process: regulation of cyclin-dependent protein serine/threonine kinase activity. The coding region runs from base 1 to 843 and encodes 280 amino acids. NCBI's taxonomy places the organism in Eukaryota, Fungi, Ascomycota, Saccharomycetes, Saccharomycetales, Saccharomycetaceae. The record is from RefSeq and is a predicted model, not a curated record. Gene Ontology annotation, cellular component: cyclin-dependent protein kinase holoenzyme complex; nucleus. Gene Ontology annotation, molecular function: protein kinase binding; cyclin-dependent protein serine/threonine kinase regulator activity.